CAAAAUAAAGUAUGAAAUUAUAUUUUUUGAAGCUUAGAUACUCUUUGAAUGGAUUUUUUUUCUAAUAACUAUAUAUAUAUAUAAAUGAUAAUAAAGAAAUAGACAUUUGAAAGAGAGAUAAUGGGAGGUAUGAGCCGUUGGUUAGAUGUUGAAGCAGCUACGGACGAUAUAGAUAUUAAUACUUUACCUUCUAAUUUGACUCUCACUGAUUUACAAAACGAUAAUGAAUUUAAACUUCUUAUUGGUGACUUAGGAAGAGGUGAUGAAGGUCCGAGAUUAAAGAUAUUUAAAGGUGCCAUGCAGCUAUCUGAUAUUGCCCUACCAGAUUUACCACUAGGGGUGGAAAAUAUCUACUCCAGUGACUCCACACCAAGAACAUUACCCCUAAUAGCUGUUGCAUUUUCUUCUUGUAUUUACAUUUAUAGAAACUUAAAGUUAUUCUACAAGUAUUAUCUGCCUACUAUGGAGCUAAAUUCUAGUGAAAUGGAGAUCUGGAAACAGCUUACAGAUCCGGCAAACCAUAAGGAGGAGAAAGUGUACACACUUAUAGACAAUCUGCACAACAUGCCACAUAAAAUUCUAAGUUCUCAAUCAAGACAUUUCCUGGAACUGACCUUAGAGCAGCAACUUGAAUUUUUGGAUAAUGCAGAAUUACCAAAGAAAACCCUCUCGGAAAUAUCUUGCAUGACUACUUUGAAAAUGUGCUCAGUUGACAAGUAUGCAAUGAGCUGUCUUGUUGUGGGUACAGAAGAUGGGGAAUUAAUUGUGCUCGAUCCACAGACCUUUACACAAAUUCAUUUGGCAAAGUUAUGCACAGUCAAGAAAACUCCGUAUCAGAUAGUAGCAACAGGCCUGUAUAAUGUUGACUACCGAAUAACGGUAGCUACGAGAGAAAAAUCGGUCUGUUUAUUGAAAAGAGAGUGGAAAGAGGGUCGUAUCUUGUUCAAUACGGAUGACAACAUCGUCACCAUAGAAGUGAUGACGUCAGAUAACAGCGUGAUGGUCAUAUCCACCGAUGGCACCUUGGCAUGCUACAGCAGAAAGGGUAAAAAAGUAUGGUCCAUAUCGCUGGAACAUCGUCCAGUAGCGAUGACUCUUUUACCGUUAAUGCAUUUGGGUGUGACUUUGACGGCCGUAGCGUUGAACUCUGGGCACGUUCAUCUGUACGAGGGGAAGGCUCGGAGGGAUACCAUAUUUAUAAGAGAUGUAGUAUCGGUGAUGAAGUUUGGACAACUUGGUCAAGAGGAACAUGUUUUCACCAUCGUAACUGCAAAUGGCAACUUAAUGUUGAAAAUCCUUAAACGAACCGCGGACUUCAACACUCACGCAGCCGGAAUCGAACCGUCUAUUAGUGUGACCGUUGGACAGAAGCCAUGGCUCAUACCAAAAAAGUCGAAGCUGUUUCUAGAACAGUCUAUGAGGGAACGGGAGAAUGCUAUACCGAUGCAUAUAAACUUUCAACACGAGCUCAACAGACUAAGGCUGUUAUCAGCAAAGACUCUUUUGGAAGCUCACACAAAGUCUGAAAAUUCUAUUGGAGCCGGAAAUAUGGAGCCGAUACGAUUGUCAGCUGAGGUUGAAGGGCUGGGUCCGGUUUUCCGCGUGACAUUAAUAGUGGAGAACACGUCGACAGAUAAGGCUGUAUUAGGGCUCUCCAUAUUGUUUCUCGUGCAUUCCACAGUUUAUAAAGUCUAUAACCCUUAUAUCAAGGUUCCUCUUAUAUCGCCGGGCAACCAACUCAAGUUUCCCGCAAAGGUCGAGGAGAUAUUCGGCGAAAAUUUAAACCCCGAUAAUUUUUUCCGCAACGUCACCGGACAAGCAGGCGAGGGGUCGCUCAUAAAAAUACUUCUUUUGAAGGACGGGAAAUCUAACCCCGUACUGGCAGCAACGGUAACGAUGCCCCCCACAGACCCCAUGAUGAUACCAUACGACAAAAUACAAGCCUCGAGCGAUUUUAAACAAGAUGACGAUAGUACAAUGUAAUAUGUCAUUGCGAUGCGUUGAGGACAUUGUGAUUAGGUUCGAUAAAGAAGUAAUUACAUCGCUGCAUUAGCAAGAUAAAACACUGAUUGACGUAUAUAAAUAUAAUUCCUAAUUGAAAUAU
This is a messenger RNA of Nymphalis io (European peacock), 2104 nucleotides long. RefSeq names its product Bardet-Biedl syndrome 1 protein homolog (gene BBS1). Gene Ontology annotation, molecular function: smoothened binding; patched binding. The transcript is spliced from 11 exons. The coding region runs from base 121 to 1983 and encodes 620 amino acids. Lineage: Eukaryota; Metazoa; Arthropoda; Insecta; Lepidoptera; Nymphalidae. The record is from RefSeq and is a predicted model, not a curated record. Gene Ontology annotation, cellular component: axoneme; centrosome; BBSome. Gene Ontology annotation, biological process: protein localization to cilium; non-motile cilium assembly.